UUCAACUAGAAUCAUUCAUGAUUCAAGUUUACUUAAGAUGAGGUCGACAACUAUUUUAUUGGCUUUGGCCGCGUAUUUCAUAUUUUCAUUAGCAGACACUGAUGUCAAUUAUUACGUGGACGAAAGUACGUUACCAGAAGCAUUACCAGAACAAAUGCGCAACCAGUACAGCGACAAGGAAAUCGAAUUAGCCAUAAGAGAUGCUCUUGAAAAUCAAUACAAAGUUGUGUCUGAGUACAAUGGUCACGUAUAUGAUCCGGCUUCGCCAUUUGGUUACUUCAGAGACGAUGUCAACGUGUCCAUAACUCGAGCAUCAUCAUCAGAUUUUGAUAUGAUUUUCGAAACUAACACUGUGAAGGGAUUGAGCAAUUAUCAAAAUAGUACAAUCGUCAUCAGAUGGGCAAAAGAUCAGGUCUACCAAGAAGUGUACUGGAAUGAAUUACAAAUUAAAGGUCAGUACAAGUACUUGGAUCGCUCUCGUUAUGAAAUCGGCAAAUAUCAAUUGUUCGUCAAUGGGGUCAAGUAUCAAUUUAACUCGCCACUGUCAGCCAACACAGAAAUGUAUCCAAUUUCCGCACCGAAGUCGGCUAUACACUAUGACGAAGUGAGAGCUUCUUUUGACGGAGGUUACCGUGAGGUUUUCAAUUCAAAACAUUUUCCAUACUUGCUAUACUUUUUAGAAGACGUCGCUUUUCAAAAAAUCGCUAACCAGGUCUUACAAGAUAUGCAAAACAAUGUGACAACAGCCAUCCGAGCUGCAGUCAAACCAUACAUUAAUUUUAAAAAUUACUCCGACCCCCAUUUCCCAAAAGCCAACGGACAGUUAAAAAAUGGACCAAGCUUUAAAAUUUCCAAUGUUUUUACCACCGGCCUGAACAACACUCUACAAAAAUUACAAAGCUUGCAAGUAAAUAUGAAUUCUAAUUCAGUGACGGCGCAGACCUCCGUCUAUGUUCACAAUCUUACCGGCACUUUUGACCUGGCCGUCGAAGGACCACAGAAAUACAGAUCUCAAGCCAAAUUCAGCUUCGAAUACAUGGAAUUGAUCAUUAAGUAUGAUAUUGUUAGGCCUCACUAUAAUUGCAAAACGAUUGUAAAAAUGUACCAACCAAAAGUAUAUUCAGCAUAUCAAAAACAAAACGCUCGAGAAUGUAUUUGUGCAAAUCAGCAGUUUGCUGACGCAUUUGCAUUACAAAUUAAUGAUCACAUUUCCAAAGGAUUUUGUAAAUUUAUAAUUAAUUACACAAAGAAUGUGGGAACCGUUAACAGUAACAACAUUUGCAAUGACACUUUGUCCAAAGAUAGGCUUUAACCAUAAAUAAUUCAACGAUAAAUGUCUUUUACUUAAAAAUUAUAAUAGUCUUUCUUUAUAACUUGAAAACUGUUAUCUAAAUAUUAUUAAACCUAUGCACUUUGUAUUUUGUAAUGUGUUAAAUAAAUUCUCUCUCUUCAGUUGUUAAUCGGACGAUUAGUUUGUAGCAAAUCUAAAUUCUUUUCUAUUGGGUACCUGUCUUUCUUUCUUUUAAUUUCCUCGUAGGAAUAUCACUAUUUGUCGUAUAUAUUCCAAUCGCCGUCUUCUCUGUGAUCUGUUUACUUACCACACGCCCAUAUGAACAUAAUUUCAAUUUUAUAUAAGCAAAAUAUUUUUUUAAUUUUGUAUUUUUUAACACCAAAAAAUGUUUUUUUUUUAAUUUUCAGGGUUAAAAAAUAAAUAUUUUUUAAAAAUAUGAAUAAGUACACUUAUUUGAUUUUUAACUGUGCAUGUUUCAUGUUGAUACCACUAUCGACGGCUAAAUUACAAAGUCGGGAACAUGAGGUGUUUUUGGAUAACUACCUAGGUCUAAAAAAUUGUUUUGUCAUUAAGGGGCCAUUAGCAUUUUAGCAUUUUUUAAGGCGCGUAUGUGCAAUUUUUGGAUAAAUUUUAAAAUUGAGAUACAAUUUUUAAAAAUAUAUAUGAACAUAGGAAAGAAGUAUCUGUUUUGAUAAUUCAUUUUUUUCCAAAUUUUAUAACGCAUAUAGGAUCUAUUU
Messenger RNA from Adelges cooleyi (spruce gall adelgid), 2028 nucleotides. RefSeq lists its product as uncharacterized. The coding region runs from base 38 to 1312 and encodes 424 amino acids. The transcript is spliced from 4 exons. NCBI's taxonomy places the organism in Eukaryota, Metazoa, Arthropoda, Insecta, Hemiptera, Adelgidae. The record is from RefSeq and is a predicted model, not a curated record.